AUGGGAAACACUCAAGGAAAACAAUCAUUUUAUGAAAAAAAAACAUCUGCGGGCAGAUUGACAAAAAAAUGGAAGAAUCGGGGUUACUAUAAUGGUUCUAUUUUUAAAAAUAGAUAUACGGGCACUCCUAUAUAUCAAUUUGCAGAUAUUUUUGAUCCUGGUACAAAUCUUAUAAGUAAAUCUGAUGAAUGUUAUCCAAAAAAUACUAAACAGAAAAAUGAUGUAUCUUCAAUGUAUUUGGAUACAUCCAAUAUUCGAUUCCCUAUUAACGGAAAAAAGGAAUUUCUUCGAUCUCGAAAUCAAUAUCCUUCUAAAAGAUACAGAAUUGAUCUUUUAAAUUCUAAAACGCCUUGCCACUAUUUUCCAUCAAAAACUCUUCAGUGUCAGAAUUUUUCAAAUACGAUUCCAUGUUCUAAUAGUGUUCGUCAUAAUUCAAUAGUUUCCAAUACUUCUUGCUACAAUUCAUCACCUUUUACUCUAUUAGAUGAAACGUUACCUACAUUGUCGUCUUAUUCUACACGCUUAUCUAACAAGAGAUUAACAUCAUCGUCAAAUGUUGAUUUUGGAUUGAUUUCUCCCGGUGUUUUAAGAGUGGUAAAUGGUAAUCCAUCACCUUGUUCUUCUGAUGAUGAACUUUCGCUACUAUCUUUUUCACAAGGAAGAUCACUACCUUAUACAAUUGAAGAAAAUAAAUUAAAACGUUCAGUUACACCUGAACCAAAAAGAAUAGUAUCUGAGGAUAUGCUUAAACAUACACCAUCUCCAUCUAGUACAACCGAAGAGUUAUUGAAGGAAUAUUAUGACCAUAAAGAUAAAAAUACAGAUGAUUAUUUUCAAACAGAUGGUAAUUCAAAAAUGACACAGUUUAAUCAUAUUCUUGAUAAAAGCAAACAAAGUUCUAAUCCUAUUUUAAAAACAAAAAAUUCAAAGCAAAAUUAUCCAAUCACUUAUGCUCAAGAUGAAAUUAGAAGUAAAUCUUUUUCAAAUCAUACACAUGAGCAUAAAAAUAACAAUUCAAUUAAACAUUUACGAAAAUUAGACGUUCACUCUAAAGCAUUAAAAGAUGAUUCUUUGAAUAUAUUUUCAAAAAUAAAUAAUUCCGAAACUCAUACCAAUGACUUUUUACAAAAAAAAUCUGGCAUUCAAGAAAGAAUAAAUAAUAAUCAACAACAAAUUCACAAAAACACUAAAUCUUAUUUAGUUUAUAAUAAUAUUGAUAUACCAUCAAUUCCUAGUAUACCCAAUCUUUUUGUUUCUGAUCAAAGAAUUGCUAUUUCUGGAUAA
Molecule: messenger RNA, 1284 nt
Organism: Pneumocystis murina B123
Lineage: Eukaryota; Fungi; Ascomycota; Pneumocystomycetes; Pneumocystales; Pneumocystaceae
Exons: 1
Coding region: 1-1284 (427 amino acids)
Source: RefSeq, a predicted model, not a curated record